GCUCGGUGUCCAAAAACCUCCGAGAGACACCGAGAGAGGACGCACCGGGAACCGGGGACAGAGAACCGGGCUAAACGUUAGAACCCGAGCCUAGAGAGGAAUAAAAACAUCUGUUAGAGCACAGCUGGACCGAGGAGGCGGACAUGGAGCUGUGGAUGUCCUGAUAGAGGAGGAACCAGCGGACCUGAGGGAGGACGGGCACCGGGAGCAGACAUGGCCCACGUAGGCAACGGAGCGAGCGGGGAGGACGAGGACUGCUUUGAGGAUGCCUACGACAGAAUACCUGCGGCCUGUCAGAUGGACCUGCAGACGGCCAUCCAGGAGACUCAGUGCGCUCUGAAUCUGGUCCUUAACAACAAGUUCUCUGAAGCCCUGGACCUCCUAAAGCCAUGGUGGAGGGACAGCAUGUACCACGCUCUGGGCUACAGCAGCAUCCUGGUGAUGCAGGCAACAAUGACCUUCGAACACAGAGACAUCCAGACCGCCAUGGCAACCAUCAAAGAGGCAUUAAACACCUGUCAGAGGUUCAGGAAGAGGAACUCCGUGGUGGGAUCUCUCUCCAGUCUCAUCAGUAAGCAGUCCAACCUGCAGGAAGAGGAGAUGCAUGCAGAGAUCUGCUACGCCGAGUGUCUGCUGCAGAAAGCCACGCUGACGUUUGUGCAGGAUGAGAACAUGAUUAGUUUUAUCAAAGGGGGCAUCAAGAUCAGAACAAGCUACCAGAUCUACAAGGAUUGUCAGAAUGUGCUGAACGUAACUCAGGACCUGGCGGGCCAGUCUGAUUCGUUCAAACAGUUUGAGGGCGGAGUCAAGCUCGGCAUCGGCUCCUUUAACCUGAUGUUGUCUCUCCUCCCUCAGAGGAUUUUGAGGUUGUUGGAGUUCAUCGGAUUCUCAGGAAACCGGGGCUUUGGUUUAUCCCAGCUGAGAGAGGGAGCCUCCAGUCACAGUCUGAGGUCCAUCCUCUGCGCUCUGACGCUGCUCUUCUACCACACCUACGUCUCACUCAUCCUCGGAACCGGAGAGGGGAACCUGGUGGAGGCUGAAGCUCUGCUGGAGCCGUACAGACACAAAUAUCCCAAGGGCUCCAUCAUUCUCUUCUACUCUGCUCGUAUCGCCACACUGCGAGGAAACUUUGAAAAGGCCCGGGCGAGGUACGAGGAGUGUAUCAGCAGCCAGCAGGAAUGGAAGCAGAUCCACCAUCUUUGCUACUGGGAGCUGAUGUGGACUCACUCCUACCAGCAGGAGUGGCAGCAGGCGUACCACUACGCCGACCUGCUGUGCAAAGAGAGCCGCUGGUCCAAGGCAAUUUAUGUGUACCAGAAAGCAGCCAUCCUCAGUAUGAUGUCAGAGGAGGAGGUGAAGAAGACGGGGGAAGACAUCGUGGAGCUCUUUAGGCAGGUGGAGGGGCUGAAACAACGCCUGGCCGGGAAGUCGAUCCCAACAGAGAAAUUUGCAGUGAGGAAGUCCAGACGCUAUAAAGCUGCUAAGCUGGUCCCGCUGGUCAUCCCUGCACUGGAGAUGAUGUACGUUUGGAAUGGCUUCACCAUCGUCGGGAAGAGAGCCGACUCCACCGAAGCUCUGCUGAUUACCAUAGAGGCGGCUGAAGAGCAGCUACGUAACGACUCUAACCCGUCAGAGUUUCAUCCCGACGACAGCUGCCUGGUCCAGAUGUUGAAGGGUCUCUGUCUGAAACACCUGGGCAGGUUACUGCAGGCUGAGCUCUGCUUCACGCAGGUUCUCUCCAGUGAGAGUCGGAUCAGAUACGAUCACUACCUGAUUCCUUUCACUCUCUAUGAGCUGGGUCUGCUCUACAAGCAGCAGGGAGACUUCACCAAGGCCACCACCUACAUCGAAAACGCCAAGACAAACUACAAGGAUUACUCCAUGGAGUCCAGACUCCACUUCAGGAUCCACGCGGCGCUCAGCAGCCUGAAAGGAUCGCCUGUCAGCACGCCGUAAUCCUUCAGAAACGCUACGGUGCAGCGUGAAGCUCCAGAAACCAGAAUCCAGGUGUUUUCUCCUCAGUGAAGACGAGAAUCAGGGUGUGACGUCCAGCAGGACUCUCUCUUCAUUUAUUACAAUCAUUUAUUUAAGGUUAUUUUUCUUAUUUAUUCCUUUUAUGGCGAGGACAGAAGAGAUUAUUUAAGCGUCUCAAACAGGCUCGGGCUUCCUCUCAGCGUCUGCAGACUCAGAGUGAAACGCUGUGGGUCGAUGCAGAUCCAUGGCUCGAUGCCAAAUGUCAGUUUAGUCGUGUUUUAACUGAUAGCAAUGACUCGAAGAGCUUGUUUGUGAAGAGACGUGUGCAUAGGAGUAUAUUCAGAGUUUAAAAUAUUUUAAUGGAGACUUCAGGGGGAAGUUAAGGAGGCGACAAAGCUGCAGGGUUUUAAAUAAAAGCACAAGGUUGAGGACAUCAGCAGCAUGGAUUAUCCAUGGAGAUGAGAUCAGAGAAAAUUUCCAACAAAUUUGAGGCUCUUCUUUUCUUCUCUUCUGUUGUCUUUAAAUCUCUGUCUGAACGAGCCCUAAAAUGAAACAAUUCCUGAUAAAACACUGACGUUAAAAACACAUGCCUUAUGCUAAAGUAGAUAAAUAUUUAGCAUCAAAGUUAUGACUUGUUGCACAUUUUAACACAAAAACAUUGCCUGGGUUGAAGGUUGGGAUGCACAAUAUUAUGGCACAAUAUCAUUGCUGGCAGAUAUUGGUUUAAAAGUUAGUUACUGGUGAAGACAGAUAUGGAAUUUUCUGGCGAUAUUUACAACCAACAUAUCAGCUGUAGAUCCUGGCAUCAGCUGAAAUAUUGGCAGCAAAGAUUGGCUUAAAUAAGCCAUAAAUAUCUGUCUGUAUUGGCUGUAAAUAUUGGCCUAUAUUAACUGCAAAUAUUGGCUGUAAAUAUAAGCCCAAAUUGGCUCUAAAAACUGGCCUAUAUUAAAUGUGAAUAUUGGUCUGUGUUACCUGAAAAUAUUUGCCUAUUUUGGCUGUAAAAAUUGGCCUAUAUUAACUGACAAUAUUGGCCUAUAGUAGCUAUAAAUAUUGACCUAUAUUAACUGACUAUAUUGGCCUGUAGUAGUUAUAAAUAUUGGCCUAUAUUAAUUGACAAUAUUGGCCUAUUGUAGCUAUAAAUAUUGACCUUUAUUAACUGAAAAUAUUGGGCUAUAUUGGCUAUAAAUAUUGGCCUAUAUUAGCUAUUAAUAUUGACCUUUUUUAACUGAAAAUAUUAGACUAUAUUGGCUAUAAAUAGUAGCCUAUAUUGGCUAUUAAUAUUGACCUUUAUUAACUGAAAAUAUUGGACUAUAUUGGCUGUAAUUAUUGGCCUAUUUUAAUUGACAAUAUUGGCCUAUAGUAGCUAUAAAUAUUGACCUAUAUUAACUGACUACAUUGGCCUAUAGUAGUUAUAAAUAUUGGCCUAUAUUAAUUGACAAUAUUGGCCUAUUGUAGCUAUUAAUAUUGACCUUUAUCAACUGACAAUAUUGGACUAUAUUGGCUGUAAUUAUUGGCCUAUUUUAAUUGACAAUAUUGGCCUAUUGUAGCUAUAAAUAUUGACCUAUGUUAACUGACUAUAUUGGCCUAUAGUAGUUAAUAAUAUUGGCCUAUUUUAAUUGACAAUAUUGGCCUAUAGUAGCUAUAAAUAUUGACCUUUAUUAACUGAAAAUAUUUGCCUAUAUUUUCUAUUGGAAUUAGCUUCUGUCAGCCUAUAUUGGCUGUAAAUAUCGAACUGCAGGAUAUAUGAUAUCGGGUCAAACCAAUAUGGUGCAUCCCUAGUUUAACAUGAUGAAGCUGAUGAGUGCUGUAUGUGAGCAGCAGGUAGAGAUGUGUGCUUGAACAUAUUUAUAUUUAACUGCUUUGAUUUUUCUUUCUACUAGUUUGCCUUUAUGAAUUCCUAAUCCAUCACGGCACAGAGCACACAAACGUGUCCCUGCAAACAGCGCAGCCUUCUCACCAACCGUGGCUUAUAUUAACACAAACACACACAAAGCAUAAAGCAUUGAAUACACUCAUUCCAAGCUUGCACAUGCCGGGCAAUAUGCAUAUUAAAAUAAAGCAGGCGGCUGUAAACGCACACAUUUAGCAGCAAUAUAAAAUACUCAUGCUGUUAGUUGAUCAAACCUCUCUGUGGUUGUAUUAGUCUGUGUGAAUCUGUGUUCAUUUUCUACAGUUGUUUAGUUUCUCUGAGGCAGCAGCUUUGGAGAUGGUGAGUGUCUCUGUUCAGGACAGUUUGAUGGUUUCAGAGCUUUUAAAACAUGAAAGAUAAAUUAACUUCAUGAUCACCAAAAAGCGACAAAGUCAAGAUAAAUUUAGAUCUGAUCUGUCUAAACCAGGGAUGUCUAAACAUUUCAAUCUGAGGGCAAAACGCUGAAAAUAUCAGGAUGACUGGUGUGGAAACUAAGAAUUUUCAUUUUAAAAAUUUGCUGUGGGCCAAUCAAAAAUGGACCAUGGGCCACAUUUGGCCUCAAGGCCUUAGUUUGGACACCCCUGGUCUAGACCAGACCGUAUAAAACUCGCCCUGUAAAUGUGUUUAUUUCUGCUGUUGAGUUCAACAUUUUAACAUGGAGCUCAAUGGUGAUUUACUCACUGGCGAAGACAGCCUCUAGUGGACUUUUGAGGAACUGCAGGUUUUUGAACUUCUCAUUUCCAACACUCUUCCUGGUUAUUUGACCUAAUCUUGACUGAAUCCUGAAAAUCCUGCCGGUUUAACUGAAGUAGAAGGAGACGUUGUUCUGUUUUAGGCUGCUGAAGCUCUGACUGUCAGGGAGGUUUGGCUCCAAAAAGACAAGCCAAAGAAGAUGGACUAUUUUUGCAUGCUUUAGAAGGAUUUAAUGUAUAUUAUACUCUAUAAUAAAGCUGAUAAUCCAUAAACAUGAAGAGAUGACAGAUUAACUUUUUACUCGAAGACUGACCAAUUAAAAAAAGAGCACAAAAUAAUCUGAUAUUUUAUCUACGUUAUGGAUAAAGGUCACUGGAAAACGGAAAACUGAGAUACAACUUUUUUCAAAUUCUGUAAAAAAAAUGCUCAGAAUUCAAAAAUUACAAUCGGAAUUCGAAGAUUAAAGUUUGAAUUCUGAGUUUAAGAGUGAGAUUUGAAUUUAAAUUUGGGGAUUAAAGGUGGUUUUCUGACUUUAAAGUAAGAUUUCUGAGAUUGAAUUCAGAAUUCUGAAAAAGUUGGAAUUCUGCAAUUUUAGUAAAAUUUCUGAGAUAAAAGGCAAAAGAAGAAGUCAGACUUCUGAGAUUAAAUUUUGAAUUCAGAGAUCAAAGUCAGAUUCUGUAAUUUAAAGUUAGAGUUCUUAGAUUUAAAGAUGGGAUUCUAAGAUUAAAUUUGGAAUUCCGAGUGUAAAGCUUGAAAUCUGCCUUGUUUUUCUCAGACUUUGAAAUAAAGCUUGAUCCCAGAAACAAGUCCAAUGGCCUUCAUCCCCCUCCAUCGUUCCAACAUUACCGAUACUAUAGGAUAUAAUAAAUAUUUUUUAUGUUAAACUGAAACGGUUCAGAUGUUUUCUAUGAGGUGGCUUAAGGGCAUCCGUGGAUUGCUACGCGUUUAAAUCCAAAGGCAGGAAAUCCUUUAAAGAAAUCCUGGAUAUAAACUCAAGCCAUCAGAUUAAGUAGUAAGCUAAGAUCAUCACAUUUUAAAUAACAGAUGAAGACUAUAUAGCAUCCUCACUCCACUUUAACUCUCUGGAUGAAGGAGAUCCCGCCCUGAAUUACUUCCAGUUAAUCUACUUUAUUUAAAGGUGUGAUGAUGAAAAAGCCUUGUCCCUAUAAGGAAUGUACCUAAAGACCAAAUCAGUGCUGUGUCUGCUGUCUUUGUUUUCUGUGUUGUGCCUCUUUAAUGUCUGGAUGUCGUUUUAGUCUCUGUGGUAAAAGUGAAACUUCUGAGCAGGUUCAGGAGUCUGUUGGUACAAGUCUUUCAUUAAAACAGCGCCCUCUAUCGGAGAAAAGGUUGUGACGAUAAACUUGAAUAAGACAGUAUAACUGUCACAGCUGUGAAGUUUAGACAUAUAGAGUUUAGUGUUUGAGGGGCAUUUCUGGGUUCAGUAGUGGAGAUAAACUUUAGCAUUGGUACUCCUUAUAUAAUACAUCCUUCAUCGCCACAACCCUCUGCUAAUGAAAGGCUCUGGUUCCUUCAGUCAUCGGCAAAACCUUCCUCUAAUGAAGGGCUCUGGUUCCUUCAGUCAUUGUCACAACCUUCCUCUAAUAUAGGGCUCUGGUUCCUUCAGUCAUUGUCAUAACCUUCCUCUAAUGAAGGGCUCUGGUUCCUUCAGUCAUUGUCAUAACCUUCCUCUAAUGAAGGGCCUUGUUUCCUUCAGUCAUUGUCACAACCUUCCUCUAGUGAAAGGCUCUGGUUCCCUCUGUCAUUGUCACAACCAUCCUCUAAUAUAGGGCUCUGGUUCCUUCAGUCAUUGUCACAACCAUCCUCUAGUUUAGGCUCUGUUUCCUUCAGUCAUUGUCACAACCUUCCUCUAGUGAAAGGCUCUGUUUCCUUCAGUCAUCGUCACAACCUUCCUUUAAUGAAGGGCUCUGGUUCCUUCAGUCAUUGUCACAACCUUCCUUUAAUAUAGGGCUCUGGUUCCUUCAUUCAUUAUCACAACCAUCCUCUAAUAUAGGGCUCUGGUUCCUUCGGUCAUCGUCACAACCUUGCUCUAAUUAAAGGCUCUGGUUCCUUCAGUCAUCGUCACAACCUUCCUCUCAUGAAAGGCUGUUGUUACUUCAGUCAUCGUCACAACCUUCCUCUAAUGAAGGGCUCUGGUUCCUUUUUCAUGUCAGUGCCUCUGUCUGUGUCCAGCUGUAAUCCUGACAGGGUUUCUGUUGCAUGUCAUUGGUUUUUCUCAGAAGAGACGUUUUAUGACAGGAAGUGCUAUGACCAUAAAAGGCUUAAAGGUUUCAGAUGCUGAUCCAUGUGGUGCAAUAAAUGAAAACAGAGGAUUUAAUAUUCAGUUCUUUAUUACUGGCUGUUUCUAUGUUCAUGUGCCUCUCUGUGUGUCGGUAUUUAGCCUUUUUUUCUGGAUUAUUCCGCCUUGUGUUUAUAUUAAAUGUUUUUGAAUUUCAUCAGAAUCAUUUGUGGCUUUUUGUCUCGUCAUUCACGUCAGAGGUGAAAGUUUAUCAAGAGGGUGUUUUUAGUCUUUAACUAUAAUUCCAAAAAAGAUGGGACACUGUGUAUAAUGUAACUAAAAAAAUGAAGUCAGUGAUUUUCAAAUCUUAUAAACCCACAUUUUAUUCACAAUAGAACAUAAAAACAUAUCAGAUGUUGAAACUG
Messenger RNA from Cheilinus undulatus (humphead wrasse), 7237 nucleotides. Its product is annotated as tetratricopeptide repeat protein 39B. Gene Ontology annotation, molecular function: protein binding. NCBI's taxonomy places the organism in Eukaryota, Metazoa, Chordata, Actinopteri, Labriformes, Labridae. The transcript is spliced from 19 exons. Bases 214 to 1956 code for a protein of 580 amino acids. The record is from RefSeq and is a predicted model, not a curated record.